Molecule: messenger RNA, 3851 nt
Organism: Cyprinus carpio (common carp)
Lineage: Eukaryota; Metazoa; Chordata; Actinopteri; Cypriniformes; Cyprinidae
Product: astrotactin-1-like
Exons: 21
Coding region: 285-3851 (1188 amino acids)
Biological process (GO): neuron migration; neuron cell-cell adhesion
Molecular function (GO): protein binding
Source: RefSeq, a predicted model, not a curated record
UUUUAAUGGCUUGAGGUGGAAAAGCCCAAUAACGGGCUCCGAUGCUGCGCUGUUCCGCCUCUCUCGCUGUCAUCACUUAGCCGAGCCGUGUUAUGAUGACAACAAGAAUAUUCAGCCGUGGGACGGAGUAUAUAUGAGUCUUAAACCCUGAGUCUUUUGCUUAUUUUCACGCAAAUAGCUCGAUUAGUGUGUAGCCAGCGCAUUCCCGGUCCUCCUCUUCCAGCUCCCAGUGUGCCGCUUACCGACUGCCGCAGCCUGACAACCGCUACACAGUCAACGGCAAGAUGCUACUACCACACUCCGGUCUGCUUAUCGGCGUUCUCUGGAUUGUCGUCUUCAGCGCCGCUGGUGUGAAAUGUCUGAAUGGCGAAGAAGACCAGUCUCAAGACAUGGAGUGCAAAAUGAAAAGCGUUUCGGUAUCCGCUUUGCCGUUUUUGCGAGAGAACGACCUGAGCAUCAUGCACAGCCCAUCGGCCUCCGAGCCCAAGCUGCUAUUCUCCGUCAGGAACGAUUUUCCGGGCGAGAUAGUCGUUGUUGACGACUUGGAAAAUACGGAGCUCCCGUAUUUUGUAUUGGAGAUCUCUGGGAACUCUGAAGACAUCCCCCUGGUUCGCUGGAGGCAGCAAUGGUUGGAAAAUGGCACUUUGCUCUUCCACAUCCACCAUCAGGACGGGAGUCAGAACUUGCCUGGCCCGGCGGCAACUGCUUACCCCGCUAGUGACUCCGCUGAGGAAGAGCUUCGUAUCCUGCACAUCUCUGUCAUGGGUGGUAUGAUCGCUCUUCUGCUGUCCAUCCUCUGUUUGGUGUUGAUCCUGUACACUCGUAGACGCUGGUGUAAACGUCGCCGCGUACCUCAGCCGCAAAAGAGCGCUAGUGCUGAAGCAGCCAAUGAGAUCCACUACAUCCCCUCUGUGCUGAUGGGUGGACAGGCCCGGGAAAGUUUGAGAAAUUCUCGCGGACAGGGUCAUAACUCAAGCGGCACCCUCAGCAUCCGUGAGACUCCGAUCUUGGACGGGUAUGAGUAUGACAUCACAGACCUACGCCACCACCUGCAGCGGGAGUGCAUGAACGGCGGCGAGGACUUCACGAGUCAGGUGACACGUACACUUGACUCACUUCAAGGGUGCAAUGACAAAGCUGGCAUGGAUCUCACUCCAGGGAACGAUAGCACAAAACUGUCCCUAAUGAGCAAGUACAAGGACAACAUCAUAGCUACCAGUCCUGUCGACAGCAACCACCAGCAAAACACGCUCCUCCCACACAACACCUCCACCAACCAGCGGAAGCGUUUGUCCAGCAAAACACAUGCGGGUUCAACUUUCCUGAACCCGGAUGGAGACUCUGGGACGGAGGCGGACAGUGAGCCACAGCUGACCUUCUACACUGACCCAAACCGCAGCCGCCGUCGCAGUCGAGGUUCCCCACGGAGUCCUAUCAACAAGACCACCCUUACUUUGAUCAGCGUGGUGAGCUGUGUGAUCGGCCUGGUCUGUGCGUCUCACCUCUCCUGUAGCCUCAACGUCAGAGUCAUUCUCCACGUUCCGGAGCACCUCAUUGCAGACGGCUCCAGAUUCGUUCUUCUCCAGGGCAGCCAGCUGGAUGCAUCUGAUUGGCUGAACCCCGCCCAGGUGCUGCUGUACUACCAGCAGAAUGCCAGUGGCCCCUGGGUCAAUGAUCUGUGUGGCCGCCGUCUCUUGGACCCCUGUGAGCAUCAGUGUGACCCAGAUACAGGAGAAUGCCUCUGUUUCGAUGGCUACAUGAAGGACCCUGUGCAUAAGCAUCUGUGUAUUCGCAACGAAUGGGGCCCAAAUCAGGGCCCAUGGCCCUACACCAUUUUCCAACGUGGUUUUGACUUGGUGAUGGGAGAGCAGCCAUCUGAUCGCAUUUUUAGAUUCACAUACACUCUUGGAGAAGGCAUGUGGCUGCCACUUAGCAAAAGCUUUGUCAUUCCUCCAGCUGAGCUGGCCAUCAACCCCUCUGCCAAGUGCAAGACAGAUAUGACUGUCAUGGAGGACGCAGUGGAUGUCAGGGAGGAGCUGAUGAUUUCUUCGUCCUUUGACAGUCUGGAAGUGCUGCUCGACUCUUUUGGCCCGGUGCGCGACUGCUCAAAAGACAAUGGAGGCUGCAGCCGAAAUUUCCGUUGCAUCUCUGAUCGCAAAUUGGACUCCACUGGCUGUGUGUGUCCUCCUGGUUUGAGCCCGAUGAAGGAUGGCACUGGUUGCUAUGACCAUCACAUUGGCAUUGACUGCUCUGACGGCUUUAAUGGGGGCUGCGAACAGCUGUGCCUUCAGCAGCUGGCACCUCUGGAGGAGGACCCUACUCUCUACAACAUCCUGAUGUUCUGCGGAUGUAUUGAAGAUUAUAAGAGAGGAGCAGAUGGCCGCUCAUGUCAGCCGCUGUCAGAAGCCUGCACUGAGGGAGUGGACUGUGGGGACAUAGCUGACAUCCCAGCCAACCAGACUGUGUUUGGGGACCUCUUCUACGGCUACAAUAACCACACCAAAGAGAUUACAUCUGGACAGAUCCUUAAGGCUUCCUUCAGGCAGAAGAACUUUGCCCGUGGCAUCGAGCAGCAGCUCCCGGAUGGCAUGGUGGUUGCAUCUGUUCCAACUGAAGCCCAGUGUCAUGAGGAGCUGUCUGACCCAGUGCCUGAUCCAGAGUACCUGACUGGUAUGGUAAACUACAGUGAGGUUACUGGUUAUCCACUGGUCCAGCACUGGAAGCUGCGGUCCAUUAUGUACCAUGUGAAGCUCAAUCAGUGGACCCUCUCCCAAGCCUUCAGUUCAGCAGUUCAUUCACUGGAAGGGGCCACUCUGCGCAGUGAUUUUGUGUCCAUUUUAAAAGACUUUGGCAACCAUUUUAUCCAGGAGGCAGUGUAUGGCUUUGAGGAAUCCUGUACCAUAUGGUAUCCCAACAAGCAAGUUCAGCGCCAGCUGUGGUUGGAGUACCAGGAUAUCAGCAAAGGAAACUCUCCAUCAGAUGAAUCGGAGGAGCGGGACAAAGAACCACGCACACUUACUUACCCAGCAUACAUUGCCAGCCUGCUGGACUCGGGUGCCAAGCGCAUGGCGGCGGGGGUGCGCAUGGACUGCAGCAGCCAGGGCCAGUGCCCUCUGUCCUGCCACCUCUGCCACAUGAGCCCUGGGCCUGCACGUCCUGCAGAACCUGUGCUGCUCAACAUCACUAAAGCCACGCCAAUCUACGAGCUGGUCAACAGCAAUGAGACCUACCAGGCUCUGCAGGUGGCCAUGAUGAGUGUACUGUGGUGCUCUGCUAAAGGUGAUGUUAUUGAUGACUGGUGUCGAUGUGACUCCAAUGCCUUUGGCAUAGAUGGACUCCCAACCUGUGCUCCUCUACCUCAACCUAUGCUCAAGCUGUCCCAUUCGUAUGAGCCCAGCAGUUCAUUGGUCAUCAUAGAAUGGAAUCAUGCAGAGCCACCAAUCGGAGUGAGAAUUGUUGAUUACCUCAUCAGUCAAGAGAAGGUGACAGAGCGGACUGAUCACUCUAAAGUUGAGACAGAGACCAUGUUGAGUUUCGUGGAUGACAUCAUGUCAGGGGCCAAAUCUCCAUGUGUGAUGCUCGGGGACAUCCCGGAUCCCCUCUCCUCUAUCUCCUUGAUCAUACGCUGUCUGGAGCCAGACACUACAUAUAUGUUUCGGCUGUGGGCGGUGGACAACACGGGUCGGCGUUCCAGUCCGAGUGCAGUGACGAUCAAAACUCCCUGUCCCGCCGUGGAUGAUGUCAAGGCUCAAGGUAGAGAAUUGCUUGCAUAUUGUACAAUAAACUUCUUGGGUUUGGAAAGCAUGCAUAGGAUUAUAAAUCAUCUGAUUCGGUUGUGUGUUGUCUCAUAA